This is a messenger RNA of Nelumbo nucifera (sacred lotus), 734 nucleotides long. RefSeq names its product ubiquitin-ribosomal protein eS31 fusion protein. Gene Ontology annotation, molecular function: protein binding; structural constituent of ribosome. Gene Ontology annotation, biological process: translation. Gene Ontology annotation, cellular component: ribosome. Lineage: Eukaryota; Viridiplantae; Streptophyta; Magnoliopsida; Proteales; Nelumbonaceae. The record is from RefSeq and is a predicted model, not a curated record.
AAUCAAUCUUCCAAUAGUUCGCUGGUUGCUUCUCCUUCGUCARUCCGUCUUGCUCGAUCUGCAGCCAUGCAGAUCUUCGUAAAAACCCUAACUGGGAAAACCAUAACCCUAGAGGUUGAGUCCUCAGACACCAUCGACAAUGUGAAGGCGAAGAUCCAGGACAAAGAGGGCAUCCCUCCCGAUCAGCAACGCCUUAUCUUCGCGGGAAAGCAGCUUGAGGACGGCCGAACCCUGGCCGAUUACAAUAUCCAGAAAGAAUCGACGCUUCAUCUGGUUCUUCGUCUCAGAGGAGGAGCGAAGAAGCGAAAGAAGAAGACCUAUACCAAGCCCAAGAAGAUCAAGCACAAGAAGAAGAAGGUCAAGCUUGCUCUCUUGCAGUUCUACAAGGUUGACGACUCCGGGAAGGUUCAGAGGCUGAGGAAGGAGUGUCCGAAUCAGGAGUGCGGAGCUGGGACAUUCAUGGCCAACCAUUUUGAUCGCCAUUACUGUGGAAAGUGUGGCUUGACCUACGUUUAUCAGAAGGCCGGAGGGGAUUAAUUUUGUUCGUGGUAGGACUGUGGAUCCUUUAGCCUAUUUUAUGAAAUUAUGCCUUUUUUUUUAAGUUGGAAUUUUGGUUAUUAGAGAAGAGUACAUUCUAGAAUUUUGCUUAGCAUUGCUGUUUUGAUAGAUCUCUGACAUCUGAUGAUGAAUUUGAAUGGUUUAAUCGCAAAAUUUUAGACAUUUAUAUGGGCUUA